AUGUUGCAAUUGGUGGUGAACUCCAACAAAAGCGAUCGGAUCAAGAUCAUUCUACGAUACCAGAAGAUAAAUAUUGCCAUCGCUGAACCGUCGUGGGAACCAAAUUCCGAAAAGGAGACUCUCGUGAGGGCUCAGGAGGGCGGGCUAGACAUUGGUGUUGGAGUAAGUCCCUUUGUAGCAACUCAUUAUCUAGGGCCCACAAACGAGGCAGACUUUAACUUUCGAGUAUGUGUUCUGCGUGGCUUGCCUAUCGUGACCGAAAAAUGGCCCGACUUUAUACUCGAGAAUAUGAAUGAUGCAUCGGUAUGGUCAAGCACUGCUAACCCAGAUCCUCUCUUCAAUAAUGACCUCUUUUUACCAAACCUGAAGCGUCCGCUCAUCCUUGCAGGUAAAUCUAUUUUGCUAUGUUAUAAAGGUUCACUUGAAUUCAAAAUAAGACAAUGGCUCGAGUGCUUGCUGCCUACUAAAGUACACACGUUGGCGAUUGACUCUGACACUUUGAAAUGGAACUUGAGCAGAUCGGAUAAAUCGACGUUGUUGACGUUUGAUUUGAAUAAUGGAAUUUUAGAAUCUCGCCAUGCGAAGCUAUUUGAUGGCAUUUCGAACUCUCUUGAUGAGUUGUGGAGAUGCAUUCUCAAGUUGGACAUAUCUACUCUUGUAGACACUACUGCCGAUAAGUUAUCUUUUCGUUAUGAUUUGCUUAUCAAGGAAUCUGAUACAGCUUUGAAUCUUAAAUUGGCUUCUCAAGGAGAUUUGGCAGGGAUUGACUCAAUAAAACCGCUUGCACCAGUAACCAGCGGCGACUCUCAGAUUGCAGAAUCAAAAGAAAAGGCUGGGAUCGUUGAUUCUAUGGACGCCACCCCAAGCAUGGCCCGCUCCACGCAAAGAAAAAGGAGGCGAAAAGUUGAACGUGUCAGCGAAACAGACUUUUUCCUGUUCACGCUGUCAAAUCCUCCAACUCAAGAAAUUAAAGAAGCAGAGCAAUCCGAGCAGAAGAAACACAAACCAAAUCCUACUGUUGAGGAGAAUCCCAGUAGCCAACCACCUCCCGUCUCGCCGGUUCAUCCUGAUUUGAGCGCGAUUGAUGAAGUGGGAAAUGACAAAUCUGAGUCUGCAAGUAUUGAACCGGACGCCCAAGCAAUAGAAGAUUCGCCAGGAAAAGUUUCAGAUACGUUUGACUUUUCUAAAUCGUUUGCACUUUCAAGUGCUGAUAAAGAUGAGCUCGAUGAGAGCGAGCCUACAGCAAAACCUAGCCAUGCAACACUCAAACGAAAACAAAUUGUUAACGACAAUAUUCAGACCAGUGCUCAUAUUCCUAAAAAGCUAAAGUCUAUGAUUGAAAAUGAUAAACGGAUGUCUUUUGCAGAUGCAGUCAUUUCAACAAAAAGAAAGGCGGAGGCUGGUGUGAAAGAGGAGCUAAGUGAAGGUUUGCCCAUAGAAGAGGCUAUUGGAAAUCUCGUCAUCGUGGAAGAAUUCGAAUUGACACGUCCGCCAAAAGCUACUGGAGUUGAGAAUCAAAAUCAAGACUACAAAGGUCGAAAGAAUUUCAAAACAUUCCGCAAAGCAAGCGCUCCGCAAAAAAGCAUCACUCGUACCUUUCUCCAAUUGUAUGACCAAAGUAGUGGCUUGAUUGGAAAACCAGUGGUUGAGAUUUCUGCAAGCAUUCAAGUGGCCAAUGAUUUCGCUGGCGAAAUGGCCUCUGUGACUGGAUAUCAGCCUGAGUCUCAACAGUUGUUUGUUUCAGAAGAUCAAGAAAGUGAUCGUGAAGAAGCAGGGUUUUCUUUCCUGAAUGGACAGACUCUCAACAGAGAGAUGGAGGAGUCUGAUGAUGAGAGUGAUGAUGCUGGAGUCCGCUUUAGAUUCUCAACUUAA
This is a messenger RNA of Australozyma saopauloensis, 1872 nucleotides long. RefSeq lists its product as uncharacterized. The coding region runs from base 1 to 1872 and encodes 623 amino acids. Lineage: Eukaryota; Fungi; Ascomycota; Pichiomycetes; Serinales; Metschnikowiaceae. The record is from RefSeq and is a predicted model, not a curated record. The transcript has a single exon.